This is a messenger RNA of Gossypium raimondii (Peruvian cotton), 1482 nucleotides long. RefSeq names its product kinesin-like protein KIN-UB. Gene Ontology annotation, molecular function: microtubule binding; ATP binding; microtubule motor activity. Gene Ontology annotation, biological process: microtubule-based movement. Lineage: Eukaryota; Viridiplantae; Streptophyta; Magnoliopsida; Malvales; Malvaceae. The record is from RefSeq and is a predicted model, not a curated record. The coding region runs from base 338 to 1174 and encodes 278 amino acids. The transcript has 7 exons.
UCACGGAAUUGCUAUUACAGGGGUUGGGGGUCUGAUUACCUAUUCAACGCCCCACCAUUUAGGUUUUUAGACCAAAAUAUCCUGCCUCUCUUUUUCCCAAAACUCAUCACUCCAGAUUUCUUCCUCCCCAAAUCAAACAUCCAUUCGCCCUUCAUCUUCAUCUCCUACAUUUUCUUUUUCUUUUUUUUCCUGAUUCCUUUUAGUUAAAGUUCUUUCAUCUUCAUCUCCCCAAAUAUUUUAAAUCCAGAAGUACCAGCAAAGUAUUGAGAACUCCUCAUCAGGAAACUGCCUUUCCAAAGGCUCGUUCGUGAAAUUGCCCAAGACUUUGAAGCUUUACAUGGAGACCAUCCAGGAUCUCCUUGAUCCGACAAAUGAUAAUAUAUAUUCAACCAUGUUACUGCAGGUACAUGUUAAGAGAUCAGUCUUGGGAGAAGAAGUUGCCAUUCCAAGUGAAUCAAACAAGUCUUCUCACUUUGUCAAACCUCCAAAGCCUCUUGUCCGGAAAAGCAAGCUAGUAUUGGUAGAUUUGCCAGGCUCAGAGCGUGUUCAAAAGUCAGGAAGUGAGGGACACAUGUUAGAAGAAGCUAAGUCUAUUAACCUGUCACUGAGUGCUUUGGGAAAGUGUAUUAAUGCUUUAGCAGAGAAUAGCGCUCAUGUGCCCAUUCGUGAUUCAAAACUGACGAGGCUACUCAGAGAUUCUUUCGAAGGUACUGCCAGGACCUCAUUAAUUGUGACAAUUGUCCCUCCCCCUCGACAUCGAGGAGAGACUGCAAGUACGAUAUUGUUUGGUCAAAGGGCAAUGAAGGUGGAGAAUAUGUUGAGAAUAAAGGAAGAGUUUGAUUAUAAAAGUUUGGCUAGAAGGCAUGAAAUACAGCUGGAUAAGCUCAUUGCAGAAAAUGAAAGGCAACAAAAGGCUUUUGAUGACGAAGUUGAAAGAAUAAACUUAGAAGCACAAAACCGUGUCUUUGAGGUUGAGAGAAAUUUCACAGAUGCCUUAGAGAAGGAACGACUAAAGUACCAGAUGGAAUAUAUGGAAUCAGUUAAGAAGCUGGAGGAAAAAAUGAUAGUAAAUCAACGGAAGCAUCAGCAUGAUGGCUUCAUGAAAGACAAAUGUAAUGGGGAGGUACUUUGCAUCAAGAACCAUAUCUUGUUUCAUGUUAAGUUUAUCAGGUGAAUUCAUGGCUAGCCAGUUGGAAACUUGUCUUGAUGACAUUUAUGAUCUUUCUUUGAUAUAACAGCAUUAAGGAAUUGUGCAUUAUUUUCCUAACUUAUCAUGGCAUAUUUUUCUUGUGUUUAAGUUUCACUUUAGAUAUGUAGUAGCAUGCCCAUUGUUGAGCCAUGUUUUUUAUAAUUUUCUUGUAUAUGUGGCUUAAAGUUUCUUCCAUCAGUCAGAUUUUUGUCCCAUACUGUGGCAAUCACCUCUCAAAGCUAUUUCUGCGAACUCAAGUUCAAAGUUCUCUAUUUCGCAUGAGUUUAUUAGAA